GUGUGCAGGCUCAGAAGCUCCAGAACAUAAUCAUGAAGUAUUUCAUUCUCCUCGCCUUGCUGGCUGCAGUGUCUGCUGCUCCCAUUGAGGAUGACAGGAUCAUCGGAGGCUAUGAGUGCAGGAAGAACUCUGUGCCCUACAUUGCUUCUCUGAACAUUGGCUACCACUUCUGUGGAGGCUCCCUGAUCUCCAGCAGCUGGGUGGUGUCUGCUGCUCACUGCUGGAAGUCAAGCAUCCAGGUCCGUCUUGGUGAGCACAACAUUGCCGUGGUUGAGGGCACCGAGCAGUUCAUCAACUCUGCUAAGGUGAUCCGUCACCCCAAUUACAGCAGCCGCACCCUGGACAAUGACAUCAUGCUGAUCAAGCUGGGCAUGCCCGCCGCCCUGGACAGCGCCACCAACAUUGUGUCUCUGCCCUCCAGCUGUGCUAGCGCUGGAACCUCCUGUCUGAUCUCUGGAUGGGGAAACACCAGCCCCUCUGGAAGCUACUACCCUGAUCGUCUGAUGUGCCUGGAUGCCCCCAUCCUGAGCGACACCAGCUGCAAGAACGCCUACCCUGGAGAGAUCACCGCCAACAUGUUCUGUGCUGGAUUCCUCGCGGGAGGCAAGGACUCCUGCCAGGGUGACUCUGGUGGCCCCGUGGUGUGCAACGGUCAGCUGCAGGGUGUGGUGUCCUGGGGUUAUGGCUGUGCCCUGAAGGACAAGCCUGGUGUGUACACCAAGGUCUGCAACUACAACACCUGGAUUAAGAACACCAUGGCCUCCAACUAAAGUUCCUUUACAGCCAUUUAUUGUGAAACAGAGAGGUGAAUGUUGCUUUAAUGAAUAAAGAAAAUCAUCAAUAACUAA
Molecule: messenger RNA, 848 nt
Organism: Mugil cephalus (flathead mullet)
Lineage: Eukaryota; Metazoa; Chordata; Actinopteri; Mugiliformes; Mugilidae
Product: trypsin-3-like
Exons: 5
Coding region: 33-770 (245 amino acids)
Biological process (GO): proteolysis
Molecular function (GO): serine-type endopeptidase activity
Source: RefSeq, a predicted model, not a curated record